AUGCCGUGCUCUCUGCCCGCUAUGUGCGACGCCCAGAGAAUGUUGUGCUUGGUUGACACACGGCCUGCAAUGAAGUCCUCGCUGGCAGGUACAAACAAGGAAAUUUUGUUUCCAUACGUCAUUGAGAAUUUGGAGGAGUAUCUGUCAGCUCACUGGGAAGAGGAUGAGUGUAAACAAGAUGUACAUCUGCUCAAAAAACAGUCUGAAGAAGAUCUGAGGCAAAAUAAACCAUGUCCAGUUCAUGAAGUUGCUCAGACAGUGCACACAGAUGAGGAGAAGGCGAUUCGUGAGGUUGUGGAGAAUGUGCUCUGGCAGAUGGCUGCAGACCGGAAAACCACCACACUCAAACAGCUGCAGGGCCACAUGAGGAGAGCCGCCUAUCUGACAGGCAGAAUCAAAGGAGGGGUGUACCAGGAUGUGGUUCCAGCCAUCAGAAGGUGGAGACAUCAUGGUCUAAAUGUCUACAUCUAUUCCUCAGGAAGUGUGGAGGCACAAAAACUGUUGUUUGGCUAUUCUGUUGAAGGCGAUCUGUUAGAUCUGUUCGAUGGUCACUUUGAUACCAACAUUGGUGCUAAAGUAGAAAGUAAAAGCUAUGAGAACAUCGCAGAGAGGAUUUGCUGCCAACCAGAUGAAAUCAUGUUCUUAACCGAUGUCACACGAGAGGCAAAGGCAGCAGAGGAUGCUGGAGUGAAUGUGGCUGUUGUAGUAAGACCUGGUAAUUUGGAGUUAACUGAAGAGGAGAGGAACCGUUAUUCAAUCAUCACAUCUUUCAGCCAAUUAGAACUGAGUGGAAGUGUUUGACGGCAAAGAACUGGGCUCAUGACAUUGGGUCGCCAUGAAAAGCUUGUUUUAUGUGGAAAAACCCAAUGGUUAUGUUGCCAUUCUACUGGACUGAAACUCCAAGGUUCCCAGGUGCUUGUUUUUUACACUGAGACCCAUCUAUGAAUUAUAACUCAUGUACAUUCUCUUUGAAUGUUUUAUAUUCACCGAUAAUGUAGCAUAUGACAUACUUAAUGUCUGGAAACUUUGUCUUUAUGCCUCUUACAUUAUACGGAACCCCUACGGACAGAGACAGAAGUUAUUUUCCCUCGCAAUAGCUUUAUCUAUGCCUAGUAAUAAUCAAUCUUGGUUUUACUACAGUAAGCAUAGUUGAACUGUGGCAUUUGUAGUAAAAACAUAACCACAAAAUUUACCAUGGUUUUUACCACAGUAACAUAUUUUUUUAAACACAAUAUUUGUGCAAUAAUACAGGAAAACCAAGACUAUGGUAAAAAUCAUGAUCAUUCUGAAGAAAAACAUGGCUAUUAUGCAACUUGGUCAAUAGAUACACUAUGGGUAAUUUGCAUUACCAAGGUACUUAUGACAAUUUUUUAUUUACAUAGUUAUUGCAGGUUUUACAGGUAUAGUAAAACCAUGGAACAUUUUCACAAGGACAUUGUUUUUAUUUUAUUUUAUUUUUUAUUUUUUUUGUUGGAAUCCAUGGCUUUAAAAAAACAUACUUGCACCACUAAUUAACAACGGUGUCACUAUAGUAAAACUGUACCUACCAAUGCUUUUUUUGUUGAGUU
This is a messenger RNA of Xyrauchen texanus (razorback sucker), 1568 nucleotides long. RefSeq names its product enolase-phosphatase E1-like. The coding region runs from base 1 to 801 and encodes 266 amino acids. The transcript is spliced from 6 exons. Gene Ontology annotation, molecular function: magnesium ion binding; acireductone synthase activity. NCBI's taxonomy places the organism in Eukaryota, Metazoa, Chordata, Actinopteri, Cypriniformes, Catostomidae. The record is from RefSeq and is a predicted model, not a curated record.